AUGGGGCUCAACAUCACAGAGAUUGGAACGCAUUCUCUGCGCAAAGGUGUGGCCACUGCUCUGAACAAUACGCCUGGCGGUCCUCAGGCAGUGUCGGUUUGGCUCCGCGCUGGAUGGAGCCUGGGUGGAGAAGAGCAUCCGCAGGUCUCAACGUCAAUGAUGCUUCGUUUGCUACACUGCCCCCUCACUUCCAUGGCCCGGUGUUGA
Messenger RNA from Aphanomyces astaci, 207 nucleotides. RefSeq lists its product as hypothetical. The record is from RefSeq and is a predicted model, not a curated record. NCBI's taxonomy places the organism in Eukaryota, Oomycota, Saprolegniomycetes, Saprolegniales, Verrucalvaceae. The coding region runs from base 1 to 207 and encodes 68 amino acids. The transcript has 3 exons.